Molecule: messenger RNA, 453 nt
Organism: Colletotrichum graminicola M1.001
Lineage: Eukaryota; Fungi; Ascomycota; Sordariomycetes; Glomerellales; Glomerellaceae
Exons: 1
Coding region: 1-453 (150 amino acids)
Source: RefSeq, a predicted model, not a curated record
AUGACUCGCUACGACCAAGACGCUCACGCCGUCUUCGUUGAGCAAGUUAGCGGUGAGCUUCGCGAUCGCCCCCUGCGAGCGACCAUCGAUAGCAAGAUUAGACACCUUUUCAAGUGCUUUGACGACGAGAAUUGGGAUGGUAUGAGAGCGCACUUGAGCCCCAGUGUGAUACUCAUCGACCAACUCGACGGCCCGGAAGAUAUCUACACACAUACCGAAGAUAUCAUGUCCUGGUUCGAGGAGUUCUGGCACCCUAACCAGCACACGGCCCAUCAGCUUCUUCUCGUCGAUCGAGGUCGGGUUACUUGCUACGUCACUCACUUCUGGAUGAAUGAUGAGUGCUUUGUCUUCAUUGCGGAGCAGGAGGUCUACAUCAUCGAUCUAGAUGAUAGACAUCAAGUUCGACGCUUUGAGCGACGACGCCAAGAGCGUCACAACUUGGAUUUCCAUUGA